Messenger RNA from Talaromyces rugulosus, 630 nucleotides. RefSeq lists its product as uncharacterized. The record is from RefSeq and is a predicted model, not a curated record. The transcript has 2 exons. Bases 1 to 630 code for a protein of 209 amino acids. NCBI's taxonomy places the organism in Eukaryota, Fungi, Ascomycota, Eurotiomycetes, Eurotiales, Trichocomaceae. Gene Ontology annotation, cellular component: U2AF complex; spliceosomal complex. Gene Ontology annotation, molecular function: metal ion binding; pre-mRNA 3'-splice site binding. Gene Ontology annotation, biological process: mRNA splicing, via spliceosome.
AUGGCCAACUAUCUCGCCUCCAUUUUCGGAACCGAGCAGGACAAGGUCAACUGCUCGUUCUACUACAAAAUCGGCGCCUGUCGCCACGGAGAUCGCUGCUCGCGCAAGCACGUCAAGCCAUCGUACUCGCAGACCAUCCUGAUGCCAAAUCUCUACCAGAAUCCCGCCUACGACCCAAAGAACAAGAUGAACCCGAGCCAGAUCCAGAACCAUUUCGAUGCUUUUUACGAGGAUAUCUGGUGCGAGAUGUGCAAGUAUGGCGAGAUUGAGGAGGUUGUCGUCUGCGAUAACAACAAUGACCAUCUGAUCGGCAACGUGUAUGCGCGAUUCAAAUACGAAGACUCUGCACAAGCCGCAUGCGACGCGCUCAAUUCCCGAUGGCACGCCGCCCGACCCGUAUACUGCGAGCUCUCCCCCGUCACGGAUUUUCGAGAAGCCUGUUGUCGGCUGAACAGCGGCGAAGGCUGCGUGCGAGGCGGCUUCUGCAAUUUCAUUCAUCGCAAAGAACCCACCCCGGAGCUGCAACGCGAUCUUGACUUGGCAGUCAAGAAAUGGAAGGAAGAGCGCGGUCGCGACGAACGCAGUGUCACUCGAAGCCCUAGUCCAGAGCCAACUCGCAGGAGGUUUUAA